This is a messenger RNA of Penaeus chinensis, 2782 nucleotides long. RefSeq lists its product as uncharacterized. Bases 170 to 1021 code for a protein of 283 amino acids. The transcript is spliced from 3 exons. Lineage: Eukaryota; Metazoa; Arthropoda; Malacostraca; Decapoda; Penaeidae. The record is from RefSeq and is a predicted model, not a curated record.
ACAAAACAACGCAAGUCAGAUCAAGUUGUGCUUGAGUUUGCGUCAAUUCUCGGUUUAUCUUGAUUCUAAAUAAGUCAAAUGUCAAUCAAUUCUGUUAUAGAUGAGUUGUAAGGAAGUUUUAGGCUUUCGUGGCUAGUGGUUUAUCGUAAAACAGGCUGUCAAAGGAAAUAUGGAUAGUAAAGAAGAAGCCACAGCAACCAGCGGGAACAUGACCUUGGAGAUACCAGCAAGCGUUCCGUCAUAUGUUAUAAUAUCUGAACAAAUUCCUAAAACCAAUGGUGAAGGAACAGGGCAGCAUGGAGGAAGACGAGAGUACCUAUGGUCGGAUGAAGCAACAGAGAAGUUGGUACUGAUGGUGAAGGAGAAUUACUCGAAGGUCACAGGGGGAAGGGAUGGAAGGGAAGAAGUCUUCCGUGAGAUCACCAAAAAAUUAGUGGAAUAUAUUCCAGGCAUUACAGUCAGACAAGUUCACAUGAAAUGGAAGAACUUAAAACAGAGAUUCAAGAAAUACGAACUGAAGAAAUCCAAAGAUAGAUACCGCGUCAAAGAACCUCUGUGCUACAAUUUGCUGUGUUCAUUUCUAGAGAGACCAUCAGUCCCUACAUAUGAUGUGAUAUGUUGCGAUUUUGACGAAGAAGAAGAGGAACUUUUACAGCAGCAUCAGAGACACCCACUCCAAUUACAGCCCCAGAAACAACGAAUGCAGCAGCAGCAAGUUAGCAUAAUUCCCACCAUUGAAAUGAUAGAGGAAAUAUCGCCCACAGACAGUUGCACUAGAAUAUCGGAGAAAACAACAGAUACCAACAAGAGAAGAAAGCUGGACAAGCUCACAGCAAGUCAGAGGAGAAUGGAGUCAUUGUUCAGCGAAGUUCUUAGUGAGAUGAAGAAGAACAACUCUGUCAUGGAGAGUUUUUUUACUGACUUCAGGAACAUUAUGAAAAGAAAUGAGGAACAUCAACUUGAACUAAUCAGAACUCUCAAGGAACGUAAUCAAAUCCUGAAGCAGGCUGUUCAGAAGUGAUAUAAUCAUGUGUAUAUGUACGCAUCUUCAUUCACCAGUGCCAUCUUCAUAGUUCUGUACAGAUAGACAAUAGUUUUAUCAGAAAUAGAAUUUCUCUCUCUCUCUCUCUCUCUCUCUCUCUCUCUCUCUCUCUCUCUCUCUCUCUCUCUCUCUCUCUCUCUCUCUCUCUCUCUCUCUCUCUCUCAAUCAUUCAUUCAUUCAUUCAUUCACACUCUCACUUUCUCUUACUGUUAUAUACUGUUAAAUAUGAGCUAGAUUUUAGUGUACUUUGCAGUAUUGUUUCAUUUAUUGAAACAGAUUACUAAAAGAUUAAUUUAUAAUGAAUAUCAGAUUUGAUUAUUAAAGAAUUGAUGCUAGUGACACUAAAAAAAUGUUAAAUAACAUAAAGGAAAAAUAUGUUUUUUUGUCAAGUUGUUUGGCUCAAAUACUUUGUAAGAGACCAUUUAUAUUACUGAUGACAAAGCAAAAUAUAGACCAGGGCAAAAUACCCAUACCCCAUGAUUCAGUAGUUCUAGGCCUUAUUUAUUUCAUAAUUAUGAACCUUUGGCAAUAUUCUGCUGAAGUCGGUUUGUUUCCGUCUUUUGAAGGAAAGAGGAAGACAUUGAACUGAAAAGAUAGCUGUUUUUUUCUUAAGUUAUGAUCAUAAUUCUGGUUCCUCCAAUAAUUUUCAAAGAAAAUACAGGAAGAAAGAAUUUAUUUCGGUGUAUUUUAUUUUGUGCCAUUAUGCAAAAUAGUAUUUUUUUGUAGUAAAUCUAUAUGAAAAGACCUGUGAAAAUAGAGAAAGUAUAAAUUAAAAGUUCACAAACUAGUCAUAGAGAAGAAAAAAAUAUUUACAAAUAUAUGCAAAUAGUAUUUUUCUUUUUCUUUUACUACUUUUUUCAUAUCAAAGACUGUGAUAUAGGAAAUCCAAGGAAAUAAAACAGAUUUCAAGAACCACUUUAAUACUGUUUUUAAUUCUUUAAAUCCAUAGCAUAAAGCAUAAUCAUAAUUAUUGGACUAUAACUUGUCCAUCUUAAGCAGCAGUUCUCAAACUGCAUGCCAUGGAACUCUCUCAAAUGUGCUGAGGAAAAAAAUGUAGCUCUGGAAUGUAAAUGUGAGUCUGAAAUUGUAUUUCCAAAGACUGCAAAUGCUCACAUUAUAUGUUCCGUUUAUCAGUGGGCACCAUGAGGGCUUGGCAAGGAGGCUGGAAAAGUAUUUUACUAAUCCUAUCUGCUAAAAAUUAUGAUUGAGAAAUCCAAUUGUUCACAAUCCAUCAAAUAAACCACAAUUUGGCUUCCAUAAAAAUGUAAUAUUUGCAAUGACUCCACUGUAAAACUCAACUACUCUGAAAUGUUAUUUGAAAUAUUUAAAAUUUAUACUGUGGAAGAAAUGUCACAUAUUGCUUUAAAGGUUAAAAAUAUUCUUUCCCAGUUCUUGACCUCCUUAUUCGUUAAUGUAAGUUUCUCAGCACUCACUAACAUAAAAACAGAGAAACAGUAGAGACAGCUAGGUGCUGAAGAAUGAAUGUGCCUAUCAUGUGGCCCUCAUUUUGAUAUACAAAUACAGUCAAGGAUAUGUGUUAUAUAUAUCAGGUGUUUUAUUCUCAUACAGGAAUGUAAUUACACAUUAUUUACAGUGGAGUUUUAUAUAUGCAAUCCCAAGUAAAGGCCUGUAUAUAUAAAUGUAUUUUCCUAAUUUGGUUGAGUAAAGAGUUGGUGUGACAUGGAAGUUAAAUAUAUUUCUUCAGUGUAUCUUCAUAUAAUAAAGUCUGAAAACCACUGA